Messenger RNA from Sander lucioperca (pikeperch), 2014 nucleotides. RefSeq names its product G2/M phase-specific E3 ubiquitin-protein ligase-like. Gene Ontology annotation, molecular function: ubiquitin-protein transferase activity. NCBI's taxonomy places the organism in Eukaryota, Metazoa, Chordata, Actinopteri, Perciformes, Percidae. The record is from RefSeq and is a predicted model, not a curated record. The transcript is spliced from 12 exons. Bases 694 to 1983 code for a protein of 429 amino acids.
AAGUUUUGAGGUUUAGUAUUAAACUUUAGUUCAUGCACUAUGUCUUAUUUUAUCUAUACAUUGCAGAUGUAUUGAUGAUUAAUACAUAUUCUUGAAUACAAUCCUGCAGAGAACAGAGGCAUACGGAGAGACCAUCACUUCAAAUGGAAAUGACCAGGUCCUUUCCAGGUGUUUUCACCAAGGCCAGAGGGAAGAGGCGCUUUCCUGCAGCAAAUCUUGUUCCUGCCAAGAGACUUAAACCACUUGAUGUGGCUUUCUAUUUGUUGCCAAAGCAGUGUGAAAAAACCCCGAAAGAGCAGGAGCAAAUAGUCCAUAUGCAUGCAGGAUUGGGCCGUAGGACUGCUCAUCUAGAUGAAAGCACAACCCAUGAAGAGUUAUGUGAUGCCCUCAAAGUUUUAUUUCCAAAAUUGGGGACCGUGACUGGUGGGUGGCUGCUAUACAAAUCUGCAGGUGGAUGGGGUAGCCGAAAACUCUCUCUUGUGGCUCCUGAUGAGACUGGCUAUACAGGCAUGAUCUUGAAGUCUGUAAGUCGUGGGGGUAAAAAUCUAUUCAUAGCCCCAAUUCAAGAGGAACUCAGCACAAAUCCCCUACCACUAACUGAUGAAGCAUUCAGUAGCAUGCCAAAAGCCACAUGUCAGAAGUGUGGAGUUGCAGUUCCUCUUCCACUCCUGACAGAACACAUCAAGUCUUGUGAUGUCAUGUAUGUUGGCAGUGAUGAUAACCUGGCUAAUGUGGAAAGCAGUGAGCCUGAAGACAGAAAAUCAGAUAUGCAGGAAUGUCCUGUCUGCACUAAAAUGUUUCCUACUGAUGUUAUUGAGGUACACGCUUCUUCAUGUGUGGAAAGGCUGGUUAACUAUCAGUGACCCCACCAAGGCCAUAUCUCAGUGUGCUGACAGUUUUCUCCGUAUUCAUGAAACGGAGAGCCCCUUACUUCUCAGCAUGGACAUCAGAAAAAGCCCUGCUGAACAGGACAUGGCCCUAAUCUCCUUCUACAAGCGAACUAACGUGGAAUGGGGACGGCCUCUGAAUUGCAAACUUGAAGGAGAUACUGCUAUUGGACAGGGUGUAACUCGCUUCUUUUUCUCAACAUGCAUGGAAAAACUGAGGUCAGGGUUUUGCAUCAAUUUUGCAAACUCAAAUGUUACACGGCUUUUUGAAGGAGAGCCUGGCCAUUUAGUCCCCUCAGCCUCUCACUUUCUUGUGGAAAGUGAUAUGUUCAUGGUGGCGGGGAGAAUGGUAGGCCACUCCUUUCUUCAUGGAGGACCAUGCCUGUUGGGACUCAGCCCUGCUGUUGUUCAUGUCCUGCUUGGUGGGAGUCCUGAAACUGCAACUGUUACACUAGAGGACUGUCCAGACCUGGACAUCAGAGAAACAAUCGAGCUUCUUGAAGGGGGAUCCAUACUGUCAGAUAAGGAUAAACAGCGUGUCCAGGACUUGGCCCAUGCAUGGGACCUCCCUUGCCUAACUGAGAAAAACAGGAGAUGGCUUUUUGAGAAGCUAUUGAUCCAUGCUGUAAUAGGACGUGUCACAAGGCAAAUUAAGCAGCUGAGACGAGGUCUUAAAGAAACCCCAAUGUGGACACUGGUGACCCAAAGACCUGACACAGUGGCCUUGCUUUUUCCAAAAGAGGGAGCAGGAAAUUUCAGCCCUGAGGUACUUCUUCAGCGACUCACAUGGCCUCGUGAGGAUAGUGACGAUGAUGACGAUUGUUCAGUUGACACCAAAUGCCGCAUAUCAGGCUAUCUUCGACAGUUCAUUGCUGAUGCAACACCAACUGAACUGACCGACCUGGUCAAAUUCUGGACCGGAUGGGAGAUUCUACCACCGAGUCUCUCUGUAGAAGUGGUCGAGGGCAGAUACCCCACAGCCUCCACUUGCUUUGAGACCUUGCGCAUCCCAGGGCAUUACAAGGAUUACACAUCUUUUAAAUGUGACAUCCUGGCCUGUAUUUGCAGUUGCCAUACAGGAUUUGGUCUUGUGUGAGUGACAUUUGGCUUGUAUUUACCCUUGUAAG